Messenger RNA from Chelonus insularis, 8233 nucleotides. RefSeq names its product Down syndrome cell adhesion molecule 1 (gene Dscam1). Bases 324 to 6443 code for a protein of 2039 amino acids. Lineage: Eukaryota; Metazoa; Arthropoda; Insecta; Hymenoptera; Braconidae. The transcript has 29 exons. Gene Ontology annotation, molecular function: cell-cell adhesion mediator activity. Gene Ontology annotation, biological process: dendrite self-avoidance; homophilic cell-cell adhesion; axon guidance. Gene Ontology annotation, cellular component: plasma membrane; axon. The record is from RefSeq and is a predicted model, not a curated record.
UCAAUUGUCUUUGAAAAAUUUUCAUUAUCUUUUCAUCAAGUUGCAUCAACACUAAAUCUGCAACUCACCACAAAGUCUUUUGUAUUUUUGGAAUAAAGAAAUGGAGCAGUUGGUUUACACGUUGCUUGAGUCUGAAGGAGAGAGCAGGUAGCAGCACAGCAUCACAGUCAUCAGGCCGGUUUGUUGAGGGCGGUAUUGUCACCAGUAACGGCCCUGAUUUCUAGGGCGCCUGCGCCAAGGAUUAACAACCCUCAUAAAGUAACCCUCUUGCAGCUGUUUGUCAUCAACAACACUGUAUUUCUACCAAAGAAAGUAACUAAUCGAUGAGGGGAAUAAUGUUUAUCCCUGGCAUUUUGUUGGAUGAUAAAUCAGGUGUGCUGCUUGGCCUGUCUACAAUGGGCCUGUUGAGAAUGCUACGAGAACCACCAGGAGGGCGUGAUGUUCAUCUUAUCAUGCUUUUCUCCAUUACCUUCGUCUUCGUUAACUUGGCAUUAGCUGAGGAUCAAUUAAUGGGACCCGUAUUUGUAAAGGAACCUCCAAAUCGUGUGGACUUUUCUAAUGGAACUGGAGCAGAAGUUGAAUGCCAAGCAAGAGGAAAUCCCCAACCGGACAUUAUUUGGGUUCGUGCUGAUGGAACUGCUGUUGGAGAUGUUCCUGGACUACGACAGGUGCUACCUAAUGGAAACUUAGUAUUCCCUCCAUUCCGAGCUGAAGAUUACCGUCAGGAAGUUCAUGCUCAAGUUUACAGUUGUCUUGCUACUUCUUCUGCUGGAUCCGUACAUAGUCGAGAUGUUAAUGUUCGAGCAGUUGUUGCACAAACUUAUCAGCCAGAAAUAAUGACGGAAUAUGUCAUUAGAGGAAACAGUGCUAUUCUGAAGUGUAGUAUACCGAGUUAUAUUGCGGAAUUUGUGAGCAUCGAGGCUUGGAUACGUGAAGAUGGGGAGGUUUAUCUUCCUGAGAAUCAGCAGGGUGUGAAUUCUGGGCAGGAUGGUAAAUACUUGGUCUUACCUUCUGGUGAAUUGCACAUUAGAGAUGUUGGACCUGAAGAUGGAUAUAAAACUUACCAAUGUCGUACAAAACAUAGACUCACUGGAGAAACAAGAUUAUCAGCUACCAAAGGAAGACUUGUCAUCACCGAACCUAUGUCAAGCACGAAGCCUAAAUUUUCUGGAGUAUCCGUGAGAACUCUCGAAGUGACCGUUCGUUCUGAUGAAGAAGUUGCUACGCUUAUCUGUCCUGCCCAGGGAUAUCCGGUCCCCACAUUUAGAUGGUAUAAGUUUAUUGAAGGAACAACUCGAAGGCAGCCAGUACAGUUGAAUGAACGAGUUCGUCAAGUUAGUGGAACUUUAAUCAUUCGAGAAGCUCGUGUUGAAGAUUCUGGAAAAUACCUUUGCAUUGUAAAUAAUUCCGUUGGUGGUGAGAGUGUUGAAACAGUUCUGACUGUAACCGCACCUCUGGGGGCUGAAAUAGAACCAAGAACUCAGACUGUUGACUUUGGUAGACCUGCUACUUUCACUUGCAAUGUACGAGGAAACCCUAUUAAAACAAUCUCAUGGUUAAAGGAUGGCAAACCUCUUGGACACGAAGACCCCGUACUCAAGAUUGAUAGCGUGAAGAAAGAAGAUAAGGGAAUGUAUCAAUGCUUCGUUCGAAAUGAUCAGGAAAGUGCUCAAGCAACUGCUGAAUUAAAACUAGGAGGAAGAUUUGAACCACCACAAAUUAAACAAGCUUUUGCUGAAGAAACACUACAACCUGGACCAAGUAUGUUUUUGCAAUGUGUGGCUAGUGGAAAUCCAACUCCUGAAAUCACAUGGGAACUUGAUGGCAAACGACUCUCAAAUACUGAAAGACUACAAGUUGGACAAUAUGUUAGUGUUCAUGGCGAUGUUGUUUCACAUUUAAAUAUUUCUAGCAUUCAUACUAAUGAUGGAGGACUCUACAAAUGUAUCGCAGCUUCUAAGGUGGGAUCAGCUGAGCAUUCAGCACGUCUCAAUGUUUAUGGACUCCCUUUCAUCCGUCACAUGGACAAAAAAGCAAUCGUAGCAGGAGAAACCCUUCGUGUCACAUGUCCAGUUGCUGGCUAUCCGAUUGAAAGCAUCGUUUGGGAACGAGACACACGUGUUCUACCAAUCAACAGGAAACAAAAAGUAUUCCCCAACGGAACUCUUAUUAUUGAGAAUGUAGAGAGACAUAGUGAUCAAGCAACUUACACAUGCGUUGCACGCAAUGCUCAAGGAUACAGUGCAAGAGGAACACUUGAAGUUCAAGUUAUGGUCACGCCACAAAUAGCUCCAUUUUCAAUGAGUGAUGGUCCAGCAAACUGGGGUGAUAUGAUAUCGGCAACUUGUUCCAUCGUAAAAGGAGACUUUCCAGUGGAAAUUCAGUGGCGUCAUAAUGGCAAUCCAAUAGAUGCAAAUAAUCCUGAUAUCGCGAUAACGAGAAUCAAUAAGCAUAUGAGUGCUAUCAGCAUAGAAUCAGUCGCGGCAAGACAUGCGGGUGAAUACACUUGUAGUGCUACCAACCGAGCAGGCAACGUCAGUCAUUCGACAACUUUAGCGGUUAAUGUGCCACCACGUUGGAUUCUUGAACCGACUGAUAAAGCAUUUGCUCAAGGCUCAGACGCUCGAGUUGAAUGUAAAGCCGACGGAUUUCCUAAGCCUCAAGUCACAUGGAAGAGGGCUGCUGGAGAUACACCCGGCGACUAUACUGACUUAAAGCUCAAUAAUCCUGACAUCAAUGUAGAAGAUGGAACUUUAUCGAUUAAUAACAUUCAGAAAACCAAUGAAGGUUACUAUCUCUGCGAAGCCGUCAAUGGAAUCGGUUCCGGAUUGUCAGCUGUCAUUCUGAUCUCAGUUCAAGCACCCCCACACUUUGAUAUCAAGUUACGUAACCAAACUGCUCGACGAGGUGAACCAGCUGUAUUGCAAUGUGAAGCACAAGGAGAAAAGCCUAUUGGUAUUGUCUGGAACAUGAAUAACAAGAGAUUAGAUCCUAAAAGUGAUUCUCGUUACACAAUCCGUGAAGAAAUUCUUGCCAAUGGUGUCUUGGCUGAUUUAAGUAUCAAACGAACUGAGAGAAGCGAUUCGGCAUUAUUUACAUGUGUUGCUACAAAUGCAUUUGGAAGUGAUGACACUAGUAUUAACAUGAUUGUUCAAGAGGUUCCUGAGGUGCCAUAUGGUUUGAAAGUGUUGGAUAAAUCUGGACGAACAGUACAACUCUCUUGGGCAGCUCCAUAUGACGGAAAUAGUCCAAUCAAACGAUACCUUAUUGAAUAUAAAAUGAGCAAAGGAUCCUGGGAAGCUGAUAUUGAUCGAGUUAUUGUUCCUGCUACUCAACAAAAUGUUGCUGGUGUAUUUAAUCUAAGACCUGCUACUACUUAUCACUUACGUAUUGUAGCUGAGAAUGAAAUUGGUACUUCUGAUCCAUCUGAUACCGUCACCAUUAUUACUGCUGAAGAAGCUCCCUCAGGUCCACCAAGCUCUGUUCGUGUUGAUGCUCUUGACCAACAUACCCUCAAAGUAACAUGGAAACCACCCCCACGUGAAGAUUGGAAUGGAGAAAUCCUUGGAUACUAUGUUGGCUACAGACUCUCUUCAUCUGACAAACCUUACAUGUUUGAAACGGUCGAAUUCUCAAAAGAAGAUGGAAAGGAACAUCAUUUACAAAUUAUGAAUCUAAAAACCUAUACUCAAUACAGCGUAGUUGUUCAAGCAUUCAAUAAAGUAGGAUCUGGACCAAUGAGUGAAGAGCGUAGGCAACAUACUGCUGAAGGAGUUCCUGAACAACCACCACAUGACACUACUUGCACUACAUUGACGUCAGAUUCUAUUAGAGUUUCUUGGGUAUCACCACCAUUGACUGCUGCUAAUGGAGUUAUUACUGGAUACAAAGUUAUUUAUGGACCUUCUGAAACUUGGUAUGACGAAAACACAAAGGAUACCAAAAUUACAUCAUCAAGCGAAACUAUUUUACCACAAUUGAAAAAAUAUACCAACUACAGUAUGCAAGUUCUGGCAUAUACUUCUGGUGGUGAUGGCGUGAAAUCUGCACCUAUUCAUUGUCAAACUGAGCAAGAUGCCCCUGAAGCUCCAGUUGCUAUUAAAGCCCUUGUCAUGUCCCCUGAAUCUAUUCUUGUUUCUUGGAGACCACCAACUCAACCUAAUGGAGUUAUUUCUCAAUACACUGUUUAUACUAAAGCCGAUAAUGUUGAUGAACCUUUGAGUGCAAAAGUCCCACCAAAUCAAUUGACUUAUGAGGCUUCUGGAUUAGAUAAACAACGCCGAUACGAAUUUUGGGUUACUGCCAGCACAAACAUUGGAGAGGGACAAGCUUCCAAAAUUGUAACUCUAUCUCCAAAUAUUCGAGUUCCAGCAAAAAUUGCUUCAUUUGAUGACAAGUUUACUGCAACAUACAAAGAAGAUGUCAAAUUACCUUGCCUUGCUGUUGGUGUACCCGCUCCAGAAGUUACAUGGAAAGUACGCGAUGCUACUCUUCAACCCAGUGACAGACUUAAACAAUUGCCAGAAGGAUCAUUAUUCAUCAAAGAAGUAGAUCGUGCUGACUCCGGCGAAUAUUCUUGUUAUGUUGAAAACUCAUUUGGUCAUGAUACAGUUACUCACCAAUUGAUUGUUCAUGCUCCACCACACUCUCCCCAAGUCACUCUAACUGCUACAACGACCAAUUCCUUGACAAUGAAAUUACGUCCACAUCCAACAGACAACGCACCAAUUCAUGGCUAUACAAUUCACUACAAACCUGAGUUUGGAGAUUGGGAAACAGUUCAAAUAAGCUCUACUGCACAGAAAUAUACUCUUGAGAAUUUGUGGUGUGGUUCAAGAUAUCAAAUCUAUGUCACUGCUUACAAUGGAAUUGGAACUGGAGAUCCAUCAGACAUCCUUAAUACUCGUACUAAAGGAUCUAAACCAAUUAUCCCUGAAGCAUCACGAUUCAUUGAAGUAUCGACAAACAGCAUCACUUUGCAUUUGAACGCUUGGUCUGAUGGUGGCUGUCCUAUGCUAUACUUUGUCGUCGAACAUAAAAAGAAGCAUCAACAAGAAUGGAAUCAAGUCUCAAAUAAUGUUAAACCUGGUGGAAAUUUCGUAGUUCUUGAUCUCGACCCAGCAAACUGGUAUCAUUUAAGAGUAACAGCACACAACAAUGCUGGAUUUGCCGUUGCUGAAUAUGAAUUCGCCACUUUGACAGUAACAGGCGGUACAAUUGCACCUCCAGUUCGUAAUAAUGGCAACGAAAAUGCUGACGUGAGACGGUACUUCCCCUGGCUUCCGGCUUGGUUGGACAUAAAUGUUGUGGUACCAGUCGGAGCUACGGUGGUUGUUAUUAUCGUCGGUAUCGUCGUUAUUUGUGUUGCUCUAUCAAGAAGAACGCGAGGUCCUGAACAAACGCGGCUUCGAGGUAUCCCAUCAGCCGACGAGAAAUAUUAUGAAGGCCAAUAUGAUGUUGUCUAUCAACAAACUGGUGUAGUAAGCGCGACUUUGGAUAAACGCAGACCUGAUCUUAGAGAUGAACUUGGAUAUAUCGCUCCACCAAACCGUAAAUUACCUCCAGUGCCCGGAUCAAAUUAUAAUACUUGUGAUCGUAUCAAGCGAGGUACAGUGAUAAGUGGAUCAGGUUCAUUUAGAAGUCAUUCAACGUGGGAUCCAAGAAGACACAUGUACGAGGAGUUGUCACACUGUGCACCUAACAGAAGGUGUCCACCACCACCACGUAUGGGCAGUACCGACGCAUUAUCGCACAGAGGCAUGGAAGAUGAAAUUUGUCCAUACGCAACAUUCCAUUUACUUGGCUUCCGUGAAGAAAUGGAUCCCAGCAAAGCUAUGCAAUUCCAAACAUUCCCACAUCCCGCAAAUGGACAUUCUGGAACUAUGGGACCACCAGCUGGACAUCCUGCCAAUGCUGCUCACAGUCGCUCUGGAUCUCAAUCUAUGCCACGACAAAACGGACGAUACUCAAGAGUACCUUCUCAAGGCGGACAAACCGUAUUUUCACCAGAAUAUGAUGAUCCUGCAAACUGUGCUCCUGAAGAAGACCAAUACGGAUCUCAGUAUGGACAAUAUGGUGCUCCUUAUGAUCAUUAUGGAUCUCGUGGUUCAGUAGGACGUCGUAGUGUUGGUUCCGCCCGUAAUCUUCCAAUUUCAAACUCACCUGAACCUCCACCACCACCACCAAGGAAUCAUGAUCAAAAUAACUCUAGUUUCAACGACAGCAAAGAAAGCAAUGAAAUUAGUGAAGCAGAAUGUGAUCGUGAUCAACUACAAAUGAACCGUAACUAUGGAGUUAAUGCUCGUGGCAAGGAUGGUAUGACCACCGAGGAGAUGCGCAAACUUAUCGAGAGGAAUUCAAACGAAGCCACCAGUCGGCAAACCGGCUCCCCCCACGGGAGUCACGGGGGACUCCUCACACCCUACGAUACUGUGGCAGUGUAAUCUGUAAAUCAUCAACAACCAACCGACAUGUCAUUAUUUUUUAAUCAUCUUUAAUUAAUUUUGUUAUCAAUAAUUCUCGUCGCCAAUAAUGUAGAAUGAUGUCGGAAAGCAAGAAAUUGCAUUACAAUAUUUACCCCAGUGCUGAUAGGCGUUGGUCCAAUUGCAACGAUUUACUAUUUAAAUCAUACCUUUGCAUCUCUGAUAGAUAGGUUCGAUUAUGAUGUAAGAAUUUAUGUAUUCUUAUAUAGCAACAUUGGUGAUUGGUAUGAUCUAAAGUCGAACAUGAUCACGAGUUUAAAUUUGUAAAAAAUUUUGAGCUUGUUGCUUUUAGCAUGACAUGGAUCAUUUUGGCGGACGGGAAAUGUAGGAAAGUCAACAUAGAAAAAUAAUUGAUAACAAUUAGACUCGUGGUCAUGUUCAACUUGGAUCGCCGGAGUUUUAGCGAGAAGGCAUAGCCAUUGUCUUCCGAAUGAAAAGAAAUGAAAGCUCGAUAAACGUUGACCGAUAUGCGAGUCGUUGAAACGAAAAAUUCGGAAUUCAUGGCUGUGAUAUUUUCGAAAAUCCUACGUUAGGUUUAGAGUUACAAAAUGCAGAAUACAGACAUUACAGUGAUUAGUUGCUCUUUUAUUAAGUCAUGGUUGUGCCACACUGCCGCUUCAUGAAGGCAAAGAGGAUUUAUGUUUUUUUUUCGUAACGAAGGUUGUGUCCCCUGAGAACGGAUAAAGACGACUUUUAGAGUCGUUUACUUGAGAAUUCACUAAAAUUCAAUCUGGGCGCCCAUUAUUAUUAUUAAUAUGAAUAAUAAAUUAAACACAAUUUUAGAUAAACGUAGUAAAAAACAAAUAAAUUUAAUCGUCGUCUCAUUGCACAUGUGAUGUUCUUCCGUUGCAUUAAAAAAGCUGUGCUUCAAUGCCAUUAAAAGUUAAAAAUAAAAUUAAAAACUACUUAAUUUGUAUUUCGGAUGGAUCUGACACUGUAUUUAUAUUCUAAUAUGCUAAUGAGAAUUACUAAUAUUGAUAUUUCGAAUAAAACAUAGGGACGGCGAUGCUUAAAGGGCGUAAGUGAUUGAAAUAAUCGUUUUAAUAUUAUCUAUGAUUAAACAUAGACGGAUGUAGAGUUCAAUCAUGAGGACGACUGGUCGCGAGAAAGUACUAUUUUACUAAAGCGCAGUACGGCUUUAAAAAUUCGACAAAUUCAAUGAAAAAAAAAAUGAUUACAAAAUUUAUGUUAAAAGUCGUGCAGAGAUUAAGUACAAUAGUACGAAUCUCAUAGUUCAUUUUCAUUAUCAGAUACUCGUUUUAGAAUAUGUAAUAAAACAUAACGUAGAUUAGAUCGCAUUUAUUUUGUUGCUAAAGAAAAAAAAUGGGUCGGUUAAAUAAUUAACCGUUUGUGCGAUGUUGAUGACCCGAAUGAAUAGGAAUGAGGAGAAAUAUUUUUUAUUAUAUUCAUUAAUAUUUUCUAAAUGUCAAAUGAUUAUGAAAUAAUACUAUUUUUCAUAAUUAAAACUACAUGCAAAUUUGUAUAAUCGAUCAGCAUUGAAAACUAUAAAAUAAAUAAUUAAAUCGUUGCUAAAGUAUCUUUAAGUAAUGAUAAGCAAUAAAUUUUCAUAAAAGUCUUGUAUUUAUUUUAGAUGUAUAUUUUUAGUAUUAAUUAAAUUUAUCAAAAAAGAUCAUGAAACAAUAGACAGUGACGAUAAUUAGCCAUGAAUUAAAAUCAAUGAAAAUGAUAUUAAAAAAUUUCACUGAGGCAUUGAGAUGAUUUUAGCGACGACUUAAUUAUUAAUAAAAAAA